Leptidea sinapis is the source of this 1373-nucleotide messenger RNA. RefSeq names its product 3'(2'),5'-bisphosphate nucleotidase 1. Gene Ontology annotation, molecular function: 3'(2'),5'-bisphosphate nucleotidase activity. The transcript is spliced from 6 exons. NCBI's taxonomy places the organism in Eukaryota, Metazoa, Arthropoda, Insecta, Lepidoptera, Pieridae. The record is from RefSeq and is a predicted model, not a curated record. The coding region runs from base 156 to 1184 and encodes 342 amino acids. Gene Ontology annotation, biological process: phosphatidylinositol phosphate biosynthetic process.
UCGGACCUUUCACCUUUUCAGAAUAGAGUAAAUAACGUACGUACACGGUACAAACUACAAUACAUUAAACUUGUCCUCUGACGACUUUUAAGAGUGCUUGUUGCUGUUUUUGUGACUUUCGGAAUUACAUUUACAUGUAAAUAAUUAUUUUUAAAAUGUCUUCUGUACCCGUAUUAAUUAGGCUAUUAGCAUCUUCAGUUUCUGUUGCAAACAGAGCUGGAAAAAUCGUAAGAGAUGUUAUGAGCAAAGGAGAACUAGGUAUUGUUGAGAAGGGAAAAGAUGACUAUCAGACUGAAGCUGACAGAUCUGCUCAAAGGUGUAUAAUUGCAUCACUUUCGGCACAGUAUCCUAAGAUUAAUAUCAUAGGUGAAGAAGAUGGCAAUCAGAUUCAGGACUCUAAUGAAUAUUUAGUAAUGGACAGUGAUCAAGAGAUAUUAGCUAUAAAUUGUCCUGAAAGCUUAAAAGGUGUAGAGGAGAAGGAUAUUGUUGUUUGGGUUGACCCACUUGAUGGCACUGCUGAAUAUACUCAAGGUGCACUUAUGUUGAAGAGAGAUUCUUGGGAACAUUGGAAAUCUCUUUUGAGCCAUCCCUUUAUUAGUAUGAAAUGGUAUUUAAGUUUACUGCAAUCCAACUAUGGUUUCCUUGAACAUGUAACAGUAUUGAUUGGAAUAUCAGUUAACGAGAGACCAGUUGCUGGAGUCAUACAUCAACCAUACUACAAGAAUGUUGUUGGAAGUGACAAGAUAAUUGGUCGUACAAUAUGGGGUCUUCAGGAGGUUGGAGUGGGGGGUUUCACCCUGGCCCCCCCUCCUGAUUCCUUAGUAAUCACAACAACACGAAGUCAUUCAAAUGCAAUAGUAGAAAAUGCAUUACAAGUCAUGAACGCAAAACAGAUUUUAAGAGUUGGUGGAGCGGGUUACAAGGUACUACAAUUAUUAGAAGGGAAGGCAUCAAUUUAUGUGUUUGCUAGUCCUGGUUGUAAGAAAUGGGACACAUGUGGUCCAGAAGCUAUAUUGAGUGCCGCUGGAGGUAAAUUAACAGACAUUCUUGGGAAUCACUACAAAUAUGGAGCCUCUGAAUCAAGACCAAAUAAAACUGGUGUUCUUGCAGCUGUUUAUGAAGACUUACACUCGUAUGCCUUAAGCCGAAUACCACAAGAAUUGAAAGACGAAUUAGCAAAGUAAUUAUAAAUUGUUGUCAAAUGACCAUAUAUAUACAAAGAAUAUCAACUUUGUUAUGUUCUACUGGUCACACUAUGAUGGCUGUUUUCAAGAAUCCAGCUGAAAGGCACUGUGUCCAGGUCACGAAACUUGAAAAAAAAAAAUACAAACAAGCUUGCAUUCCAUGCCAUUAAAUAAAUUCAAAAUAUGUGG